Messenger RNA from Clunio marinus, 711 nucleotides. NCBI's taxonomy places the organism in Eukaryota, Metazoa, Arthropoda, Insecta, Diptera, Chironomidae. The record is from the annotation of a GenBank genome assembly.
AUGAAAAACCUAGUACUCUUUUAUACAAAUUCAAGCUCUAACUGUCGUUGCGUUGAAGCUAUCGCAAAAACAAUUGGAAUUGACUUGGAAUUCAAAUUCAUAAAUCUUUAUCGUGAAGAAAAUUUAAAUCCAAAAUAUUUAUCAAUUAAUCCAAUUGGAACAGUUCCCGCACUCAUUGAUGGAAAUAUCAAAGUUUUUGACAGUCAUGCAAUUGGUAUUUAUCUAGUUGAAAAGUAUGCUAUAGUGGAUUCUCUAUAUCCAAAAGACCUACUUAAAAGAACUCGUAUAAAUCAAAUAUUGUUUUUUGAAGCGAGUUAUUUAUUUGCAAGACUGUUUGAAAUUCACGAUUCAAUAUGCAACGGUCGAGAUUUAACUAUUUCUUCUGCCAAGAUCAAAUACGUUGAACGGGGAUACGAAAAUACCGAAAGAUUAUUCUCUGAAGGAAAUCAAUUUGUAGCGGGAAAUGAUAUGACAUUGGCUGAUUUUAGUGUUUGGUCAACGCUUCUUGUUCUUGAUCUCCUUAUCCCAAUCAAUAAUCAAAAAUAUCCGAAACUUCGAACAUAUUUAAAAUUGUUAGAAGAGCAUCCAUGUUAUCAAGCAAACUUUGGAGGUGCACAGAAACAAGCUGAUUUUAUAGAAAAAUGCAUGGAGAAAGCAAAAAAUUAUAAAAUUAACACAUUCGAGUUGAUUUAUCCGAGACCACCAAUUUAA